UUAUAUUCAAAUUGACCUCAGCAAUGAAAGGGUUAAAGCACUCCAACCUACUGUGCAUAAAAGCACUGUUUGCACUAUUUGGCCUUUAAGAGUUUAAGUGAAAAGAUUAGUUGAAUAGGUAAUGAAAGGGUUAACGCAAUAAAAGGCCCACAGUGGUUACAAUGAUGUCACGAGUGGGUGAUAUUGCAAUGCUCCUAGUGGGUGCCAUUGUGAUGUCACAGGUGAGUGCCAUUGUGAUGUCAUCACUGGUCAGCAUAAAAGAAAGCCGCACAGUGGCCUGCUCUGCAUUACCAUGUCAACCUCACGGAGAGUGGUAACCACGAUGCCGGCCGGCACCAGAACCAAGCGUUCCCACGAAUUCCACAACAAGAUCAGGCUGUGUGAGACGGGGGAAAGGUUCACCGUGUCUGGCUGCAGCCGACGCACGAAGGUCAUAGACCUAAAAGAGAAGCUGGAGUUGGCAGCAGGAAUCCCAAUUCAGCUUCAAAGGGUUUCCUACAUUGAUGAUGGAGAUAUGCCAGAUUAUGCCACAUUCCAGUUCAUGGGAAUUAUUCCAGGAGGCACCAUCGCUCUCGGUAUCUGGCACUACGACGGCUGGAGCGAUCUGGUAAAAGCCGCAGCUGAAGGAAACAUAGCAAAGCUAAAAUGUUUGGGUGUCACGGCUGAGACAACUUACAACACCCCCCAUUCACUGCGUUUGAGCGCGGAGAAGAAGGCUGAAUGGAUUUCAGCGAGGGCUAACGUGGCGCUCUUCAUUGCUGCUCAUCGAGGAUACCUUAAGAUGAUGCAGUUCCUUCUGCAGAACGGUGCAGACAUUAUGGCUAAAACCCCACUGGGAAACAGCCCACUCCAUGUGGCAGCAGCCAUGGGCAACAAUGAUUGUAUCAAUGAGCUUUUAGCUCGUGGGGCACAAACAAAGGACACCAAUAAGCAAGGUCUUACUGCCCUGGACUUGGCCACCAAGAAGGGCCAUAAAAUGGUGGAGCACCAACUACUCCAUUCCCAGUGGAGGCAGAGAUCAGCCGCGCCGGCAGUCAAGAGGCACCUGGAUCCCUCUGAGCUAUUUGCUCAUCAAAAAUUUGACUCCAAGAUAAAAACAUGGAGGAGCGGGCCUCAAGCUCAAUGUUACAUGGCCAACCUAACCCAUCACAAAGACUUCAUGGGCUCAGAUUUCAGAGCCCCCAGGAAGCAGGCCAUUGUGACAAGACUGCCCAAGAUAUGA
Molecule: messenger RNA, 1222 nt
Organism: Spea bombifrons (plains spadefoot toad)
Lineage: Eukaryota; Metazoa; Chordata; Amphibia; Anura; Pelobatidae
Product: ankyrin repeat domain-containing protein 60-like
Exons: 4
Coding region: 293-1222 (309 amino acids)
Molecular function (GO): protein binding
Source: RefSeq, a predicted model, not a curated record